Apis mellifera (honey bee) is the source of this 1217-nucleotide messenger RNA. RefSeq names its product anionic trypsin-2. Lineage: Eukaryota; Metazoa; Arthropoda; Insecta; Hymenoptera; Apidae. The coding region runs from base 783 to 1175 and encodes 130 amino acids. The transcript is spliced from 4 exons. The record is from RefSeq and is a predicted model, not a curated record. Gene Ontology annotation, biological process: proteolysis. Gene Ontology annotation, molecular function: serine-type endopeptidase activity.
AAUCUUAUGUAAAUCUUAAAGCAAAAUUUUCACAACUCAUGAUAAUGACUUAUUAACAAAUGUAAUUAAGAAAUGAAAAGAUCUUUUUUGUAAAUUUUUGUAAAAGUUAUCUUUCAUUUUUACAUUUGUUUUUACAUUUUGGUUUAAACAUUUCUUUCGCGAAAAUAGAAAUAGGAAUAAACAAAAUUAAAAUUAAUCAAUUUUUAAUUUUAUCUUCAAGUUUCUUUCUUAUUUCUUGUAUUUAUAUGUAGCUUCAAUUAGAGAAUUAAACGAGAAAAGCAUAAUACGACGAGAUAAAAUUCAGGCAAAAAGCUUGAAAUAAACGAAACAUAGUCCCAUCGAUUUUCUCAAUUAUAUUGUUCUGUUUAUUUUUGCAUUCAGCUCUCGCAUCCCUUUUACAUUAACUCGUUCGUGAAAUUCGUCACCCUACCUACUGUCUAUGACGCAAACAUUUUCCAAACGUAUCCCGAUCCCUGUACUGCGGUUGGCUGGGGACGACACAUUCCUGGAUCCAAUGUACGUAGUUAACCGCAUCUAGUUAUUUACUGUCAUUCGCAAAAAUUGUUCCAUUGAUUGACGAGAAUAGAGACAAUCCUUUCGAGUUUGCGAUUGUAUAGGGCGUGGAAAAUGAAUGGCAUGGUGUUUUCAAUGUGGUACAGAUUACGUGAAAGAAUGCAGAGUAAACAGUAUACAGAUGGUAUAUGUAUAUAUGUACAGAGAGAGAGUUUAAAAUUGGAACGAAUUAAUCCUUUUUGAACACUAGAAAUAAUUAAUGAGAAAUAAUGUGCAGUGAAGAAAUAAGCAGUGUAAAGAAUAUAAGAAAGAUGUAUAAAGGAACGGGUACUUAUCUUCGUCAUGUCCAUCUUCCGUUAAUACCGCACGAAAAGUGUCCCGUUGAAGGAGUACAUCCUAAGUUUCACUUAUGUGCAGGUGUGCUAAAAGGUGGAAAAGAUGCAUGUCAAGGUGAUAGUGGUGGUCCAUUAUUAUGCAAAGGAGUGCAAAUUGGUAUAAUAUCAUGGGGUAAAGGUUGUGCUCGUCCUAAUUCACCUGGUGUAUAUUGUCGAUUAGAUUUAUACUUAGAUUGGAUAAAUUCAACUAUAAAAAGAAAUAGUGCAUAUCAAAUUGCUUCUAACAUUAGUUGUAUAUUCGUUUUAAUAAUGCUUUUUAUAUUGUAAGAUAGAUGAUUGAAUAUAAAAUAAACUAUAUAAACAAUAAAA